GGAGCGAGACAAAAGGGAUAAAGAGAAGGAAGUCAAAGAGAAGGACAAGAAGGCGGUGAACGGCCAUCACUUCGCCGCCGUCAGCUCCGGCCAGGGGCUGCCGUGCUCCCAGUGCUCCCAGUGCAAUAAGGCCUUCAGCAGCAAGGAGACGUACCAGUGCACAUACUGUAAUGCCUGCGUGCACAAAGGCUGCAGGGAGGGCCUGCCUGUCUGCGCCAAGGUAAAGAUGAAGAUGCCCAGGCAGCAGUUCACCGUGCCGGAUUCCAGCUCCUUCCCCGGAGUCACCAUGAGGAACAAAUCGGGAGGUACGAGGGAGCGUCCCUGGUCAGCCAUCUUGUCCCCGGAAGACCACUCCUCCAUGACCAUGCCGCCGUCGUGCCGCAGACACACGGGCCUCAUGCCUUUCCACGGCAACAACCUGUCCAAGAGUCUGUCCAUUAGCAACAUUGCCGGUCCAGUGUUUGACGAGAUGCCCAUCAAAGGCCUGCGCUAUCUGUCCCAGUCCACGGACUCCCUCAACAGGACCAACCAGGUCACAGAGUCCAUGGAAUCCCUCACUGAUGAAGGGACGGAGAUGAUGGACGGACAGUUGAUGGGAGAGUUUGAGGGGGAAGCCAAGGAGCUGGAGGCCGACUCGUGGAGUUUAGGUGUGGAUCAACAGUACCUGCAGCAGCUGGAUCGGGACCUGGUGAAGAGGCAGGACGUCAUCUACGAGCUGAUGCAGACGGAGAUGCACCACAUCCGCACGCUGCGCAUCAUGUCGGAGGUGUACAGCAAGGGCCUGCAAAAGGAGGCGCAGCUGGAGCAGCAGACGGUGGAGAGGCUGUUCCCGGCGCUGGACGAGCUGCUGGAGCUCCACACGCAGCACCUCCUGCGCCUCCUGGAGAGGAAGAAGGAGAGCCUGCUGGACUGCGGGCGGUCCUCGGAGCGGGGCUUCGUGGUGCACAGGAUAGGAGACAUCCUCCUCAGCCAGUUCUCGGGGUCCAAUGGCGAAAGCAUGAAGAAGAUCUACGGAAGGUUCUGCAGCCGCCACAACGAAGCAGUCAACUUUUACAAAGACCUGCUAAACAAAGACAAGCGCUUUAAAGCCUGCAUCAAAAAGAAGAUGAGUAGCAGCAUUGUGCGGCGGCUCGGCAUCCCAGAAUGCAUCUUGCUGGUGACUCAGAGGAUCACCAAGUACCCUGUGCUGAUUCAGAGGAUCCUGCAGCACACCAAAGAGGGCGACGAGGACUACGAGGACCUGACGGAGGCGGUGCGACUGGUCAAGCGGGUGAUCGCCGCCGUGGACGCCAGGGUGAACGAGCACGACAAGCGGCGGCGCCUGAAGGACUUCCACGCCCGCACCGACGGCAAGUCCAUCAUGAUGAUGAAGAGCGGCCAGAUCUUCGCCCGCGAGGACCUCCUGAGGAGGCGGCUGAUCCACGACGGCGCUCUGCAGCUGAAGAGCAUCCAGGGCCGACAGAAAGACGUUCACGCCUUGCUCCUGUCGGACGUCGUCGUCUUCCUGCAAGAGAAGGACCAGAAAUACGUCUUCGCCAUGCUGGACCAGCGCUCCACCGUGCUCUCGCUGCAGAAGCUGAUCGUGCGCGAGGUCGCCAACGAAGAGCGCGGCCUUUUCCUCAUCACGGCCGGCACCGAGAAGCCCGAGAUGAUGGAGGUGCUGGCCAGCUCCAAGGAGGAGCGCAACACGUGGAUGCAGCUCAUCCAGGACGCCAUGCAGUCCAUGGAGAGGGACGAGGACGAGGGGAUUCCCAGCGAGACGGAAGACGACCGGAGACAACUGGAGAACAAGAAGAAGGAGAUGCGAGACCUGCUGAGGCAGAAGGACUCCGAGAUCCUGGGUCUGCUGGAGGAGAAGGCGCGGCUCUUCAAGGGCAUGUGCGUGGGCUCCAGCACGUCCGAGGAGCCUUUCUUCAGGGCGCCCGGCGGCCCCGACCCCCCCAGGGGGGCGUGCAUCAUGAAGGACGCCCUGCAGGAAGUGGAGACGCUGCAGGGCCUGGUAAACGGCAGCCUGGGCGGGGCCAUGGCCAGCGUCCAGGACGGCGGCGAGGCGGGCCCCGUGUGUUUACCCCGCCGGGCCGAGACUUUCGGCGGCUUCGACAGUCACCUCAUGCACAGCGGCAAGAGCGCAGACCGCGAGGAGAGCGAGGACGCCGCCAGAGAUCUACGCAGGACCGAGUCUGACGGCGUCUUAAAGAAGGGAGGAAACGCCAACCUGCUGCUGCUGCUCAAGAGGAACAGCGAGGUAACGUCCACGCUUCCUGCCGCUAACCCCGUUAGCUGUCGGCAUGGAAACCGCUCUCGCUGUCAGUGGCGCUCGUCAUUUACUGUCCAGUGCCAUGGCAACGCAUCAACAUCCUUAUCAGGGGUCCUCCACAGCGUGUCCAACCUGCACCUGCUGCUCAGCAUGCUGCAGGCGGUGGUGGUGCAGCAGGACAGCUUCAUCGAGGACCAGCGCCAGGCCCUGAGCGAGCGCUCCUCGUCCUGCUCCUCGUCCUCCCUGUCCCGCCCGUCCUCGCGGCCCGGCUCGCUGAUCGAGCAGGAGAAGCAGCGCAGCCUGGAGAAGCAGCGGCAGGAGCUGGCGGCGCUGCACAAGCAGCAGGCGGCGCACGCCGAGGAGCGGCGCCGGCGCGAGAAGGAGUGGGAGAGCAGGGAGCGGCGGCUGGGCGAGAAGGAGACGCUGCUGCGCCUGCAGGAGGCGGAGCUAAGCAAGCAUCAGAAGGACGUGCAGGAUGAGAGGCAGGACCUGCAGGGCAGGAAGGAAGACUACCAGAGGGACCUGGAGAGACUGAGGGACGCUCAGAGGAAGUUGGACAAGGAGCGGGAGUUGCUGCAGAGACAGAUGGACAAGAUGGAGGAGCGCAGACGGGCUGAGAGGACGCCCUCCACCACGUCCGAGGAGUCCCAGUUGGCGGGCAGCUCCCAGUCCUUGGACCAGGACCGGGACCCGGCGGACGUGUCGCCCUCGCAGCGCCCCAAGGCCAACAAGACGCGAGGCCUCAACCCCUUCACCUCGUCCUCGUCCUCGGCCUCGGCCGACGCCAACAAGCAGCUGACCAAGAGCCUGAUGCAGCUCGCCAAGCGCAAAGACAAGCGCAAGAAGAAGGUCAAAGGUCAAGGCGCAGACCCCGAGCCUCCUCUUGACGGCCAGAUCUUCUUCUGCUGAGACCUGACAGGAAGUGGACCUCUGGCCACGCCCACACCUUGAGGACAGGAAAUGGAAGUGCAUUAAAAGGAAAUGAAAGAAAAAAAGUCAACGUUGACGUUUAAAGUGCAAACAAAUUGACAAAAAGCUUUGAUUGGACAGGAAGACGUGGUCACGUGAUCUCCUGCGGCCAUCUUCCAUGAAAUCUUCUUUGGACGUCUCCUUUUCUUCUUCGUUGGUUCUCGCUUUGUUUUUGUUGGGAUUGCACGCCAAUCAUCAUCUUUUACCCUCGACUCGGUUACCAGCGAGCGGCCGUUAAAUGUGCGCAGUUUCUGGAACGUCACGCUGCUUCUAAUUCAUCUUCUAACUUCACAUCAAAUCACCUUUCAUUGUGUUUCUUUACGCUGAAAAUGGCGUCUCUGCAAAAUGUUUACAGAUGAAAAAGUUGCAUUAGUUACUAAAACAUGUUUUUCGUUAACUACCUGCGGGUCAGGUACAGCUGCGCCCCCUGCUGGUAGAUUUGGAGAACCACAAUUUUUUUCCCCCCUCCCCCGCGCUGUUUUUGUUGGCGAGUUGGCAGGAAGCAGCUUUAAAAAGGGGGCGGAGCCGACACGUCUUCUUCCCGCCUCCUGAAAGACGGCCGGCGGCCGAAUGCACUAAAAAGCUUUUGUAACGGGAAGAAAAGAAAAAAAGCGUUUGUACGAAGAAAACACAAAUGUAAAUAUGAUCUAUGUAUAAAACAAAUCACCUGUACAAAAAAAAAGGUUACUUUUUGUGAUUUAUUACAAUAUUUUCUAAGAAUGUUUAUUUAUGUUUUAUUCUCUCCCUGUUUGGGGGAGGCGAUAAACAUGUGAUGUUUCGCUCCUAAUUAAAACAAAG
Molecule: messenger RNA, 4024 nt
Organism: Entelurus aequoreus (snake pipefish)
Lineage: Eukaryota; Metazoa; Chordata; Actinopteri; Syngnathiformes; Syngnathidae
Product: A-kinase anchor protein 13-like
Exons: 22
Coding region: 227-3166 (979 amino acids)
Biological process (GO): adrenergic receptor signaling pathway; regulation of Rho protein signal transduction; positive regulation of canonical NF-kappaB signal transduction
Cellular component (GO): membrane; actin cytoskeleton
Molecular function (GO): MAP kinase scaffold activity; guanyl-nucleotide exchange factor activity
Source: RefSeq, a predicted model, not a curated record